CCCCUCACUAGUUGUUUCCAAGAGCCGGUGUCUGACAGAGACAUUUCUCAUACGCUGUGUUUAUCUGUUUAUAUCCUAUAACUGUUUACAAAACAGUGCGAGGAACAGCUGUGUAUUGCAGUAGAUUGUAUUGUGAACACAAUACAUACUCUAGGUGGGACGACAUUUUCGGUUAUAUCUUCCUGGAUUCACAAGCGGCUUUUCUUUCAUCUGGAUGAGAGGACCCUUACCGCAUUUUUGUUCCAGCAACGUGGACUCUAAGCUCUACACGGGAGACGGGAGAGUCAUACAAACGGAAUAAUAUUGCUGAAACGAACAACAACGAAGAACACACACACUUCGUAAACCACUGGUGGAUAUAUCCUUAAAAGAAUGCUUCUGUCCAAGCUGAAUUCUCUUGCCCACAUCUCCACCGUAGACAUGCCGGCGAAAAUGCAGCACCAAGUUCAUCAAGGGAAGGAGAAGGAGCCCUUCGAGAAGCUGUAUCAGGUCGGCGCGGUGCUGGGUAGCGGGGGCUUCGGCACCGUCUACACUGGUACGAGGGUGGCUGACGGAGCUCCGGUUGCUGUCAAACACGUAGCCAAGGACAGAGUCUCAGAGUGGGGAGAGCUGCCUAAUGGCUCGCGGGUCCCAAUGGAGAUCGUGCUGUUGAAGAAAGUGAGCUCGGGCUUCCGCGGCGUUAUCAAAAUGCUGGACUGGUACGAGCGACCGGACAGCUUCAUCAUCGUAAUGGAGAGGCCCGAAAACGUCAAAGACUUGUUCGACUUCAUCACAGAGAAAGGUGCCUUACCGGAGGAUCUGGCGCGGAGCUUUUUCCGCCAGCUGCUGGAGGCCGUGCGCCACUGCCACAACAGCGGCGUGGUGCACCGCGACAUCAAGGAUGAAAACAUCCUCAUCGACCUCCGCACCGGGGAGAUCAAGCUCAUCGACUUUGGGUCCGGAGCCCUGCUGAAAGACACCAUUUACACAGACUUUGAUGGCACCAGAGUGUACAGCCCACCAGAGUGGAUCAAAUAUCACCGCUAUCACGGGCGCUCUGCCACAGUUUGGUCUCUGGGUGUCCUGCUGUACGACAUGGUGUGUGGGGACAUUCCAUUUGAACACGAUGAGGAGAUCACAAGAGGGCAGGUCCUCUUCCGGAGAAGAAUCUCAACAGAAUGCCAGCAGCUGAUCAAGUGGUGUCUUUCUCUGCGGCCGGCCGAUCGCCCCUCCUUCGAGGACAUCAUCAAUCACUCGUGGAUGCAGAGCACAUCCUCUUCAGUCGUCCCGUCCACAAUGAUCCGGCUGCACAGCAUCGCCCACGAGCCCACCGCCUUCACGCCAACUCCCGUAGCCGCGGCUCGGUGAUGGAGGCAAACAGGACUGAACUGAGACUUUUACUAAAGUAACAGACUUGAAGCAGAGAGGAGGGGCGCCGCAUGGGCUGGCCGUCCUGACACAGGCACGAGUAAGGUGUCAAAGGACUAAAAGAAAACUAAGGUCAUGACUACACAAUCAUGGCUUGUUUUCAACCUGGAGCGCUCUCCGCCCCUCAUCACCCCAAACUACUUGAUUUCCCCCCCGCUGUUGGGUGUUUAUCAGACUGUAGUAGGGCAUGCUCUGCGCUGACAGCACAUGCGCUCGCUGAAUGGCUGCGUUAUGUAAUCUCUCGCUGCACUGCUGCAUCUCUCUGGGAUGAGCAGAGGUGCAAGAGGAAUACAAAAGAAGUGCCUUCUGUGAGAUUGUUGGGGAGACCCUGAAAAUACUUGAAAGCAAAAAAAGGCUCCUUGUCUGAGACCCUUUUUUUUUAGCUCCUUACAAGGCUUUAUAUUGUUUCCCUCUCAUGGGCCUAGAUCAGCAAAGCCUAUGUCAUUUAUAACCACUGCUAUCACUCCCAUGUGAUUAGCAACCUCAUAGCAACGUGUGCAAACAAAGAAACACUGGACUUACCUCCUUCUUUUGACUUCACAUCCACCACAAUGCAACCAUACCAAAAUACAACAUCCUCUGCUCUUCACUUCAAAUGUUAACGUUCAAACAGUGCCUCACACAGGUCUUAAAUAUUCAGUGGGGACAAGCAUUGUAAAUAAUAAUAAUAAUGAUAUUUAUUAUUGCCGUGACUUACACAUUUAAUGAACACAGAAUUUAUUUAUUUAUCUAUGAGAGAAUUGUUUUGGCUGUUUGUGUGUAUUUCAUUCCAGUCACUGAAGGGUCCACGGAUUAUUUAAAGAGACAAACAAAGAUUUUUUAUUUCUGACCAUAUUUAUGGCGUGGAAUUAUUUUUUAAAGAGCAGAUGUUUGUGUGUCAUGUAUCUAACAUGUAAAUAGUCCCAAAAAAGCACUUCCAUCUUAAUUUAUCUGAACAUUGGACGUCUACUGAUGGUAACAGUUUUUGUUACGCUGUUGUCUGCUGAGGGAGCGAGUGGAUUCUGAAUGUGUGUGUGAAUGAGAAAACCUUUCUGUUUUCAUGACUGCAGGUUGGAUUGUUUUUUUCAUCAAUUCGAACUAGAAUUCUAAAUGAUCUUGGAAACAAUUUUUAUACGAUUUCAAUAAAUAUUUUUUUAACAAUGA
Molecule: messenger RNA, 2550 nt
Organism: Gymnodraco acuticeps
Lineage: Eukaryota; Metazoa; Chordata; Actinopteri; Perciformes; Bathydraconidae
Product: serine/threonine-protein kinase pim-1-like
Exons: 6
Coding region: 373-1347 (324 amino acids)
Biological process (GO): negative regulation of apoptotic process; protein autophosphorylation
Cellular component (GO): cytoplasm
Molecular function (GO): protein serine/threonine kinase activity; ATP binding
Source: RefSeq, a predicted model, not a curated record